Messenger RNA from Sander lucioperca (pikeperch), 1077 nucleotides. Its product is annotated as potassium/sodium hyperpolarization-activated cyclic nucleotide-gated channel 2-like. Lineage: Eukaryota; Metazoa; Chordata; Actinopteri; Perciformes; Percidae. The coding region runs from base 36 to 593 and encodes 185 amino acids. The transcript is spliced from 2 exons. The record is from RefSeq and is a predicted model, not a curated record.
UGUUCUUGUUUUGUCAUUUUACUUCUUCCUGCACCAUGCAGACCUUUGCCAACAAAUGCAGAACAUUUUGCUCAUAUUUUGUGUUUUCUGUGUGUGUUGCUGGCAUGUGUAUGGUUUGCAGUGCUGGUAAAGACAGAAACAGAUGGAGGGACAGGGAAAGAGGAGGAGGAGGUUUCAAAAUGUCCAGCAGAAAAACAACUUCCAAGCCCAUCCCUCCCUCUCCUUCUCCUCCUCCUCUUCCUCCACCACGGCCUCCUCUUCGCUCGCGUCGCAAAUCAAAGUCACCUUCAUCCCGCUCUAACCACUCGACCCCAAAACGAGCCUUGGAUUUGGACAAAAUCGGGACUACUAUCGCAGAAGACAGCAGGCAAACCGGCCGAGGGUCCCAAGACCUAAGGGGCUCCCAGGGUUCAGAGCUAGACAGGAAGUGGGAGGGUGUGGCCUUGGAGCUACAUUGCCGUGGCAGCAGGAUGAGGUCGGCAGUGUACCAGACUUCAGACUUGCCCUCUAUGGUCAAAGCCAAGAGACAGUUGGAGCAGAGUGAGGGCAAGGGGCAGAUAGACCGGAGUAAAUGGAAAGCAACAUUUGUUUGAGUAGCCUGAUGUUUAGCUGCUUCACAGAGUCCCUGGCCUGCUGACGUCGUCUAUGUGACUCUGACCACGCUGAUUGUGUCUGCAGCAGCUGGAACAUCUGUCUAGCUUUCAAGUUGUGGCAAAGGGCUCAGUGACAACUGAGCAGCUGCUCUCAGACUGUAUGCCGAGGGCUGCUAUUAGAAGAUAACCGGCUGAGAUUAAUCUAAUGCUGUGUCCCAGUUCCAUACUACAUCAUUCUAACUGUACCGUGCAGGGGUGGAAAGUAAUGUGUUCACACAAGUUACUGUGCAAUUUUGAGGGACUUGUUCUUUACUUUUCAUUGAAUGCUACUUUGUACUCUUACUCCAUUACAUUUCAGAGGAAAAUAUAGUACUUUUUACUCCACUCCACUUAGUUUCACAGCUAUUAUUACAAACACAACAUUUUGCCUUAUAAAAGAUAAUGCAUGUUUAGUUGAAAAUGCCCAUUUCAAGGAACACCUCAG